AGUAGUUUUCUUCUCCUCUUUAAGUGACACUAUCAUUUACAAUUUGAAACGAAUUUUCAUACGUCAAGUUAAUUGAAAUAUCUAUUAUAAGCUUGUGUAAAAUAUCAAUACUUAACGUCAGUAAAGUACUUAAAUUGCAAAAAUAUAUUAUCAAAACUAAUUGAAAUCAAGAUGGAUUUUAUAGCGAUCGUUGGCUUAAUAAUUAUAAUUUACAAUCUGGUUUAUAUGAUCUUCCCCUGGUUUUUAGAUUGUGAUUUAAACCUUGCUUUACAUGAGAGAUUUGGCAAACCUAUAAGUUCUCUAAAAGACAAAGUAGUAUGGAUAACAGGAGCUUCAAGUGGAAUUGGAGAACAUCUUGCAUAUGUUUUGGCAGAGAAUGGAUGCAAAUUAAUUUUAUCAGCACGACGGGAAACAGAGUUGGAAAGAGUGAAAGACAAUUGCUUGCAAAGAAACGCAAAUUUGAGAAGUUGUGAUGUUGAAGUGUUAGUGUUGGACAUUUGUGAUUUAGAUAAGCAUGAACCAGCAUUUAAUAGCAUCAUCACUAAAUUUGGCAAAUUGGAUAUACUUGUGAAUAAUGCAGGACGAUCUCAACGAGCAUUGUGGGAGGAUAUUGAGAUAUCUGUUGAUAAAGAAAUGUUUGACUUGAAUGUAUUCUCACCAAUAGCUUUGUCUAGAUUGGUAGCAAAAUAUUUUUGCAAGAUGAAUGCAGGUCAUUUUGUUGUUACAUCUAGCAUUGCUGGUAUCACAGGAGCAUCAUUUUCUGCUACAUAUUGUGCAAAUAAAUUUGCACUGCAUGGUUACUAUAAAACUCUUGGCAUAGAAAGACUAGAUAAAAACAUAUCGAUUACAAUGGUAUGUCCGGGACCAGUGUAUACUGAUUUUUUGGCAAAAGCAUUUACAAACAAAAGUAAUGAGGUAUAUAAAAAAAAUACGAAAAAUGAUACAAAAAAUAAAAUAAGUCCAGAACGUUGUGCUACGUUGAUGGGAAUUGCAAUAGCAAACAAUCUUCUUGAAGUAUGGAUUUGCAAACCAUUUGUACUGCAAUUGGCAUAUCUUAACAUUUAUUAUCCAAAUGUCGGACAGUGGAUAACAAAGAAAAUAGGAACAAAAUUUCUACAAUAUUUACGUGAUAGUGAAGUAACAAUUAAAACGGAUACUACAGAAAAAUAACAAAUAUAUAUCUUUUUUUAUAUUACAGCAUUUGUUCAUUGAAAAUAUUUUGUUUAUAAUUUUUACAUAUACUUUCUAUAUUCUUAUUAUAAAUUAAAGAUAAUAUUUUUUAUUUUCUGUAACUAUAUUAUCUCUGUACUUCUUCUCCCUCAUUAUUCUUUAAUCCCUUGACAUAUGAAUUAAAUGAAAUGAAGUAGGUAACUUUGAAUAUAAGGCAUCAACGUUGAAAAGAGCAUGUUCAUUAUUAAGAAAAAUAUUUUUUUAUAUCUUUAUGUGCAUAUCAACUUGCAAACAUCUUAGAGAUCUCAUUGUCGACCAGGUUAGAAAACGCAUGACGUCUUCCAGACAUUAUUAUAUAUUAAGGAGUUAAAUCAUUUACAAUAUAACUCUAUAGCACAAAAUGCAUUAUGAAUAGCAUAAUUUGCAAUGGAAUACUGUUUUAUCUAAAUUCAGUGUAACUAGAACUUAACCUAUUUGAAUUUCUUCUACAUUCUAAUUCUAUAAUAGUUUAGUUGUUGUUAAUAACAGUUUUGUUGGUCUUAAUAGUUAAUAGAUAAAUAGAUAAAUAGAUAGUAGAUAUACAUUCUAAACUAAAUUAAAACAACUAGCUUGAACUAUAUAUAAGUCCAUGUUAUACAAAAUAUAUUUACAUCAUAGGAAUAGACACAAAAAAUAUAAAUAUACAAAUAUAUUUUAUUUUAUAAAUCUAGGUAAAUAGUAUUCAAUGUUACUAAACGAUUAAAAUAUUCAUUGAAACUUUACAAAAUGAAACAAUUCCAAAAAUUCUUAUCAAUUUUAAAAUUCAGUUUAACUAUCUAAUAAAUAAUUAUUUAAAAAUUAUUUGGUAAGUAGUAUAAAUACUUCAUUAUUGGAAACAAAUUAGUCAUAAAUAAACAUGGGUAAAUUUCUAGCUUAGCAGCUUUUCUCUAUUUCGGCCAUUUUAGCUAUUGUUUCUUUAAUAAGAGAUUCGUUUUAUCGCUAAAUGAGAAAUCAAUUUUGUUAUUUU
Molecule: messenger RNA, 2176 nt
Organism: Frieseomelitta varia
Lineage: Eukaryota; Metazoa; Arthropoda; Insecta; Hymenoptera; Apidae
Product: dehydrogenase/reductase SDR family member 7
Exons: 8
Coding region: 172-1170 (332 amino acids)
Source: RefSeq, a predicted model, not a curated record